CUGAAAAUGAAACUGAGUGGGGAGUGGCCAGCCCGUCACUCUGUGCAGAGAGACUUGCAGAGAGCCAGGGAGGCAGAGGGGAAAAAUCAGAGACAAACGGAGAAUUAACCUCGGGGUCUGUGCUUGCGUCUGUUCACCAGGCUCCUGACCCAGUGGAUCUCCCCAAGCCUGCGGGAUCAGGGGGAUGGAACAACUCCGGGAGGACGUCACCUGCUCCAUCUGCUUGGAUGUGUUCAACGACCCCGUCUCCAUCGAGUGUGGCCACAACUUCUUCCGGGGCUGCCUCUCGACUCACUGGAGCCAGAUCUCAGCCCAGGGGCACCGCUGCCCAGAGUGCCGGGCUCCCUGCUCCGGCGAUAGGAUGAUCCCAGACACACGCGUCAAAAACCGAGCGGAGAAAAUCACCAAGCCUCUGCAGGAAGAGACUGAGUUGCAAGAGCCGGGGGCUCAGCCGGAGCCAGGGCGCCCGGUGCAGCUGGUGCAUCUGGACGAGGAAGAGAACCUGAUCCUGGAUGAGGAGGCCCUGAGCCGCUGCCUGGAGCAGGGUGGGGUGGGGGACACCCCCGUCUGCCUGGUGUCCAUCAUCGGGGAGCAGCGCCGGGGCAAAUCCUUCCUGUUGAACUACCUGCUGCGCCGGCUCCGGAGCCCGGACGCGAGGGAUGGGUCAUGGAUGGGCCGGGAGGAUGAGCCCCUGGAGGGGUUCGAGUGGCGUGCGGACGAGGAGCGAGUCACCAAUGGGGUGUGGGUGUGGAGUCAGCCCUUCUGGGUCCCGGCCAAGGUGGGGAAGGUGGCCGUGCUGCUGGUGGACACCGAGGGCUCCAUGGACAUUGAAAGGAACAAGGAGACCAGCAUCAAACUCUCUGCCUUUUCCAUGCUGCUCAGCUCCUACCAGAUACUGAACACUGGCUGUCGGGUGAAGGACCUGGAUCUCGAAUACCUGGAGAUGUUUGUGCAGGUGGCCGAAGUGGUGGGAGAGGCCUAUGGACUGGAGCCCAUUCAGCACCUGGACCUACUGGUGCGGGAUUGGAGCAGCUCCCGGGUCCUCAGAGCCCAGGGUGGGGAGCAGCAUCUGAGACACGUCAGACAGAAGCUGGAGGCGAGGUCCCCUUGCAAACACCCCAAGGCCCAGGAAGUGCUGAAGAGAAGGAGCAGCCGCUGUUUCCUGAUGCCCUUCCCUGGCGAGCGGAUCGCGAUGGGGAGCAAGGGAAGGCUGAGAGACAUGGGUGAGAAAUUCCGGGAGAGCCUGAGGGACUACGUCACCACCCUGGUGAGGACGGCUGGUCAACAUGUCCGGAAGGACCGGCAUGGGGAGGUGCUGACCGGAACACAACUCGCUGCCAAGAUAAAGAAUUUAUCUGAUGUGAUGAAGAAACAUCGCUCCGGCUUCUCCUCUCCCUGUCAGAUGGCCAACACCUUCCACAACCAGAGAGUCCUGGACAGUGCCCGCGCAGACCACGCUGUGUUUCUGAAGGAGAAGGACGGCGGCUCCCGGAACAUGGUCGCCUGCCUGAAGGUGCGGCCGGGCAAGAUGGCGGAGCUGUUCGCGGAGCGGCGCGGGCAGUUGCUGGCGCGGUGCUGGAUGGACAUGCGGGAGCCGGCGCUGGAGAAAGAGGCCCAGCUGAUGGAGCUGAAGGCGGUGCUGACGCGGGAGGCCGAGACCUUCCUGCAGAGCUACGGGAAGCGCUUCAAGAAAUUUGUCACUGCGGCGGGCGUGGGCGCGGGGGCGGUGGCCCUGGCAACCGUGGGCGGAGCUGCUGGUGCAGGAAUUGCCGCUGCUGCCAUUGGGGCAGAAGCGGCUGUGGCGCUCAGUGUGUCGGGGGCAGCAGGCAUUGGGGUUGGGGCGGGCGCCGUGGCUGGGGGGUGUGUGGGCGGGGGUGUGGGCAUGGGAGUUGGUGGGAAGAUCACCCAGAAGGACAAGAAGAGGGCCAAGGCUGCCGCUGGCCAACAGGAGGAGGGGGACGGCACUGUGGAGGUGUCGGAUACGGCUCCCCUGAUCUGAACGGCACCCCCCCAGUCUGGGGGUGAUGAAUGGGGUGAUGGGGCUGCAGUGUGGCACAGACACGUCACCCACAAACCACCCCACAGUGGGGCAGCCGUCGCCCACCGAUUCUAAGAAGGGACAUUAGACUCAUAGAAUCUCAGGGUUGGAAGGGACCUCAGGAGGUAUCUAGUCCAACCCCCUGCUCAAAGCAGGACCAAUCCCCAAUUAAAUCAAACCAGCCAGGGCUUGGUCAAGCCUGACCUUAAAAACCUCUAAGGAAGGAGAUUCCACCACCUCCCUAGGUAAUGCAUUCCAGUGAUUCACCACCCUCCUAGCGAAAAAGCUUUUCCUAAUAUCCAACCUAAACCUCCCCCACUGCAACUUGAGACCAUUACUCCUUGUCCUGUCAUCUGCUACCACUGAGAACAGUCUAGAGCCAUCCUCUUUGGAACCCCCUUUCAGGUAGUUGAAAGCAGCUAUCAAAUCCCCCCUCAUUCUUCUCUUCUGCAGACUAAACAAUCCCAGUUCCCUCAGCCUUUCCUCAUAAGUCAUGUGUUCCAGUCCCCUAAUCAUUUUUGUUGCCUUCUGCUGGACUCUUUCCAAUUUUUCCACAUCCUUCUU
Chelonia mydas (Green sea turtle) is the source of this 2602-nucleotide messenger RNA. RefSeq names its product RING finger protein 112-like. NCBI's taxonomy places the organism in Eukaryota, Metazoa, Chordata, Testudines, Cheloniidae. The record is from RefSeq and is a predicted model, not a curated record. The coding region runs from base 185 to 1999 and encodes 604 amino acids. Gene Ontology annotation, biological process: protein homooligomerization; endoplasmic reticulum organization. Gene Ontology annotation, molecular function: GTPase activity; GTP binding. The transcript is spliced from 14 exons.